Molecule: messenger RNA, 845 nt
Organism: Bombyx mori (domestic silkworm)
Lineage: Eukaryota; Metazoa; Arthropoda; Insecta; Lepidoptera; Bombycidae
Exons: 2
Coding region: 165-845 (226 amino acids)
Source: RefSeq, a predicted model, not a curated record
AUGCGAAUUUAUCGCGCCCGCUGUGCAUUCGGUGCACGCUUAAAAUCGGGUACGCCUGCCCGAUGAGGUCCUCCUUGACCAGCUCGACGUCGAGCUCCUUCGGUACUCCGCGUAUUACUACGCGGAGCUCGCGAUCCUCCUGGAGCGCAUAAGUGUGGAAGCUUAUGCGUUCCUUUCGGAGGUGGGCUGUCAGCGCCCUGUGGUCGUCCGGUGAGGCCGUUUUUAUCUGUAUGCCGUGCGCGAUGUUACGCGCAUGGAUGACGGUGACGUUUUGUGCCUUACAGGCACGGGAUACGCGAUCCCACGCGGUCUUAUCUUGUAAAAUUACCGGCGGCGGCGCGGGAAUUUUGCGGACGGACGCGGGUUGGGGUCGCGGCGACGGGGUUGCGCGGCGAGGGGAGUCGGGUGAGACCACGACUUUAGGCCGCGAUGCGUUCGCGGCCUUAGGUUGUUUUGGCGCCGCGGACGGUUCCACGGCGCGGGCGCGUUUCUUUCCGCGCGUGACUGUUUUGAACCCAUCGGAGGUUCCGGGUUCGGGGCUGGCGGCCGACUCGAACUCCAUCUCCGACUCGGAGUCGGAGCCGGAGCUCGAAUCCGCGCAUGACGCGAUCGACGCGGGCGCGGGGGUGGGGGGCGACAUCGGCGAGUCGCGGAUACAAACUGUUUUUACAACUCAAGGUCGCGACGCCAGCGACAGCGCGUCAAGAAUGCACAACAAUGCCGCGAUCGGUGCGACAACGACAAUGUUGGACAACUCGAGACUCACGUUCGCGACGGCAGCGACAAUUAUUUGCAAAAACGCGUCCGGACUGAACGGCGAUGCAAUCGGAACUGAAAAUGUUUGA